Bathycoccus prasinos is the source of this 339-nucleotide messenger RNA. RefSeq lists its product with no specific name. NCBI's taxonomy places the organism in Eukaryota, Viridiplantae, Chlorophyta, Mamiellophyceae, Mamiellales, Bathycoccaceae. The transcript is spliced from 2 exons. Bases 1 to 339 code for a protein of 112 amino acids. The record is from RefSeq and is a predicted model, not a curated record.
AUGCGUUGGAGCGAUGAUAUCCGUCGCGUCGCGCACCUGCGCGCGCGCAUUUUUCGUCAUCCUCUUUCUCGGAGGACUGUAGAAAACCUGUAUUUCUUUUACCGUACUUAUUGUAAAUUCGGAAGUGAAAUUCAUCAAGUGCUCUCGAGUGAUAAGGUUCAGCGCAUCAACACGCCGAUAGUACAACUGCACUUUCGCACCACCACACAGACAAACAACGAACAGGAGAAGUCUCAAGUACUCGAACUUGAUAAAUCAGAACUCGAAACCGUCAUCGCAUCGUUAGAAGAAGCUAAGGAAGCACUGGCGAGAUUGAACGACACGAACUCGAAGAAAUAA